UGCACAGACAGUGCAAAAAGCAUCGCGUCAGCGCGAGCUUGUAUGUCACGGUGUUGCCGCGCGGAAACGCCGCAGAAUCGUUAAGCGAAAAGUACGUCUUCUCGAAAUUUAUGUUUUCCAGGUAAUUACGUUAGCGGUGUCUUGUUCUACGGAGGGAUAAGUGUGUGUUCUGAAGACGUGGACGAUAGGUGUUAUAGGAUAAGCAAUGAGGGCGUCCUUCUUGAUAAUCUUCGUUGCUGUGUGGACAUCUAGUGCUGCAACGGAUUCCACCACAGAUUUCUACUCAAGUACCCCAACCACGCCGUCACUCAAAGUCACCCCAAGUCACCCCACCAGUCCUAACCCACCGAUAACCUCCCCCACCGCCAGGGUCCACAACCCAAACUCUUGCACCACGGAACUCUCGGAUCUCGUUCGAGUCGUCAACAGUUCCUUGCUCGACCUCACGGACCAGUCUGUCCAGCCACCUUACAAGAAUCUUCCAGAAGCCCUCGGCGUAAAUAUUCACCGCAUGUACUUCCAGGGCCUCAGUCACCUCAACCUCGACAUACCCGUCGAGAGCGUCUGCAACACUGGCGACGCCGAGGUUUUCUUCAGACUGACCACGUCGCAAGAGCUGAAGAUCAUUUUCUCGGGCCAGUGCGCUCUGAAUUCCACGACGACCAUCCUCUCGCCCAGGGCCGUUAUUGAGGGGACUGUCACAAAAUUGAGCGCGAGGGCGUCGAAUGCUGGUAGCGGUUACAAGGUUGAAGUACAUGUAGUCAGCAACGAGCCGACCAUAAUCAGGCUUCCAGACGCGGAUGUCGAGAGUCAACGGUUGAUCGCGAAUGUCAAUGCCCUGAUACCGGACCUGGUCGGCAAAGCAUGGAGGAAUGCUGUGGAGACCAUGCUGGAGGAUAUAAUCGUCGACAUGUUGCGGUCCCAUGCGAGAUAGGUCUGUGUCUGUUGUGUAGGUGUAUGUAAUCAGCUGCUGUACUGAAGCACGCAGCUGUAUAGGACUCAUUGUGUGAGUCCGUGUGAGUCUCAGCUAGCAUUUUUUUCUUAAUGAACAUCACAUCCGUGUGAGUCACGGCGCCGGAAACGACAGCGAUGAUGAUGAUGAUGACGAUGGUGAUGAUUGUGGAGGCUAUUCCUUCCGACACGAUGUGAUUUAUUGAUGUGUUUGAUGAUUGAUCCCAGAUGUGAACGCAUGGCUGUGAGUGAAGGUAGUAUGGAAGAUUCGCUUGUUCUGCUUUGAGGACUUUCUUUUGCGUUCCUAAUUUUGCAGUUCGCUUUCAUGAAACAAUAAUAAAGACACGCUCUGUCAGCGUUGUGCUAUGGCGGGCAUAGUUGUGCAGCUAUCAAAGUCAUUGUUUCGUUUAUCCUGAAAGCCUCCCAUGUACAGUGUGGGGACAUUUAUGACUCCUGUGUCUGUCUACGCCUAGGGUUUGCGUGAAGACAGUGCUGCAUAUUAAACUGCUUGAUAUUGAUUUGAC
This is a messenger RNA of Ornithodoros turicata, 1475 nucleotides long. RefSeq lists its product as uncharacterized. Bases 206 to 934 code for a protein of 242 amino acids. Lineage: Eukaryota; Metazoa; Arthropoda; Arachnida; Ixodida; Argasidae. The record is from RefSeq and is a predicted model, not a curated record. The transcript has 2 exons.